Molecule: messenger RNA, 1278 nt
Organism: Empidonax traillii (willow flycatcher)
Lineage: Eukaryota; Metazoa; Chordata; Aves; Passeriformes; Tyrannidae
Exons: 7
Coding region: 1-1278 (425 amino acids)
Biological process (GO): immunoglobulin production; immune response
Source: RefSeq, a predicted model, not a curated record
AUGGGAGAAUCCCUGCCAGUAUCUCUGGGCAUCCUGCUCUGGUCCAUGGUCUCUGUACCAGUGAAGGGCUGGCGGCCACUCGUCUCUGGCAAGACUGAUCAGCUGUCCUCAGUGUCAGCCAGUGUGGGAGACACUGUCAAGAUCACCUGCUCUGGGAGUAGCAGCAACUUGUAUGGUUGGUACCAGCAGAAGGUCCCUGGUUCCCUGGUCCAGGCAGCACUGAGUCAUCUGUCCUCAUUGUCAGCCAACAUGAGAGAAACCAUCAAGAUCACUUGCUCAGGAGUUUGCAGCAGCUAUCCUUAUGUUGGCUGGUACCAGCAGAAGGUCCCUGGCAGUGCCCCUGUCACUGUGAUCUAUUGGAAUGACAGGAGACCCUCAGACAUCCCUUCGCGAUUCUCCGGAUCGCAGUCCGGCUCCACGGCCACAUUAACCAUCUCUGGGGUCCAAGCCGAGGACGAGGCUGUCUAUUUCUGUGGUGGCUACGACGGCAGCAGUGCUGGUGGGGGCUUAAACGUGAGUCAGGGUCCACGGCACAGCCCCAUCAUCGUGGGGACGCGGAGCUGGUGGGAUCACACCGUGGCCUGGGUCCCUCUCCUCCUCGCGGUGCUCGCCCACACCUCGGGUUCCCUGGUCCAGGCAGCGCUGACUCAGCCAGCCUCAUUGUCUCACAAGGUGGGAGACACCGUCAAGAUCACCUGCUUGGGUAGCAGCUACAACGACUAUGACUGGUACCAGCAGAAGGUCCCUGGCAGUGCCCCUGUCACUGUGAUCUAUCAAAACACCAACAGACCCUCAAACAUCCCUUCGCGAUUCUCCGGAUCCAAGUCCGGCUCCACGGCCACAUUAACCAUCUCUGGGGUCCAAGCCGAGGACGAGGCUGUCUAUUACUGUGAUAGCUUCGACAGCAGCAGUACUGUUGGUAUAUUCGGGGCCGGGACCAUGUUGACCGUCAAAGGCCAGCCUAUGAUCGCUCCCACCAUCCAGCUCUUCCCGCCGUCCUCCAAAGAGAUCUCGGAGGGGAACAGAGCCACCCUGGUGUGUCUGCUGAGUGACUUCUACCCCAACAGAGUGGAAGUGGAAUGGUCUGCUGACGGCACUGUCCUCAAAAACGGUGUGGAGACCGGUCAACCCCAGCGGCAGAGCAACAACCGGUACACGACCAGCAGCUACGUGAUACUGGAAGCCAGAGAUUGGCAAAGUUACAGUUCUGUCUCUUGCAAGGCCAAGCACGAGGCUGGCGAUGUGGUAAAGACGGUGAACAGAUCCGAGUACCUCUAA